ACUUGUGGCGGCGAGGUGGUUAGGUGUUUAACUUGUAUUAUAGACAGAGCAAUGUCAGCAUCAACAAUACCUGAUAUAGUAAAGAAAAAUGUGAGGGCAGUGCUGCUAUCAAAGAUAGGGGGUGUUGUGGCUGCCCAGUUUCUCAAGGAUUACAAACAUCUGGUUCAAGAGAAGUUAAACUACGUUGAGUAUGGGUUUCCAGACAUUGAAACUUUUAUCAAAGCAAUCCCAGAUUAUGCUCGGUUUGAGUACUCCCAGAAGGAAAUGGCCUUUAAGAUCUUUGGUGUGGGAGAUCCAAACACUUACAUGUCGAUGGCAGCCAAGAAAGCUCAGGGCACUGGAAUGUACACUGAGUCUAGAAAUAAGUGUUAUAAAGGAAAUGGCAUGCCCGAGACAGAUGACGCUAAGAAGCUGGUUCCCAAUGGACAUGGCUUGUACACACUGUGCUUCAAGAUUGAACACAUUGACAGUACCGACAGGGAUUACUUGAUGAGAAAAUUCAGUGAUGUGGGUGAAAUAGGGGAAGUCAAUGUGACAGCCAGAUGGGUCUUCAUACGAUAUAAAACCAAGAAUGGCGCCUUGGCUGCUCUACAGAAAUACUCGUCUGACUACGAUAUGCAUAUUGCUGAAGAGAAAGCUUCAUCUGGAAACCGACGCAGCAGAGUUCCAAAGAACAAUGAUGUAGGUGUGUGUGUGUCGAAUACAGCAGAGUGCUUCAACUGUCAGAAACCAGGACACAAGGCAGCUGACUGUCCACAGCCACGUAAAAUAUCAGAAAAACCUGAACCCGUUCCAAAGAGUAAGAAGAAGUUAAAAAGGGCGAAAGGAAGGAAUCCCCCCAGUUCCAAGGGUGAUGCCGACAAGAUAUCGAGGAAAUCAAAUGGAAACAAGAAUCAAUAUCUGUGUGUUUUUGUUGGAAACAUCUCCGCUUCAAAGACAGAAGCUGAAUUUGCCGAGUUACUUAAACCCUAUAAUCACAGAGGUUUUCGUAUUGUGGUCAAGGAACAAAAAGUAUAUGCAUUUGUUAAAGUUCCGACAACCGCAGAUGCACAGGCUUUGAUUGAUGGUCUGCAAGGAGUGACAUUUGGCAACCGAGAACUUCAGGUUCGCUUGUCUGACAACCAGAGACACGUUCAACCGCUGCAAGAUAAAGGCUGUUCACUCAGUAUAACUACUUCUGCAACACCACCCUGGACACCUCUGCCCUCAGGUCACAGCAUAUCGGCCACGACAACGGACUUGUACGCACAGAGUGAUACCUCUUCCAACAGCAGCCUGCCGUGCUCUCAACAGUCAUCGGAACUGGAUCUCUCGUUCUCCAACCUCAAUAUCCGUGUCGGUGCCGACGGUGAUAAAGUGAUCACCUCGUCCCCUAUUACAGUCGGCAGAACUGUGUCCAAAGGUUUGGCCGUUAGUGGUAUGCCUCAGUUUGCAGAGUGUGUGCCGGAGCUUGAGGAAAUUCCAGAGUUGGAGGAUAUUGAAGACGAAGAUUAUGAUGAUGAUGGUGACGAUGAUGAUGAUGAUUGUGAUGAACUUGAAAGUGGUCCUGUCAGUAUUUUUGUUGGAAAUUUCCCCUCUGGAACAACAGAUAGAGAACUGAUCAGUUUGUUUUGGGUCUAUGGAGUUGUGGAUGUUAACAUGAUUAAUAAUAGAUUCUAUGGCCACAAUUGCACAAAGGCAUUUGUGUGGUUGAAGAACGCCAAGACUGCCAAAGCAGCCAUUGCCGACUUGAAUCAGCGAAACUACAUGGGGUCUGUUCUUCUUGUCGACGUGCCGCGUGGUUCACGAGACAGAGUACAGAGCAAGUGGUCUGACUCUGACCUCCUCUCGGACAAGAAUUCAAUUGCCUCGACGAUCUCAGAGACUGAAGAAUUGGAAGCGUUCACUUUGGAGAUGAAGUUGGAAAGCUUUUCUCAUUUCAUUGAUAAAAUGAAGGCGUGGAAGAAUACACUUGAACCAGGGAUGAUAAUCCAAGUAUGUGUGUCUACAGUGGAAAAGAAGAAUAUAUUCUGGGGCCAGAACAUUAGUGAGAAGGAAGAGAUGAAGAAAUUAGAAGAUUUAACAACUGAGCUACAGAAGCCGUCAUCCAGGCUGUCUCGAACCAAGGGUCUUGGCAGAUGUGCUGCCAAGUUUGAUAAUGUUUGGUACAGGGCUUGGGUGAUUCGUGUUUUUAAUGAUCAAAACCGAGUGCACGUUUUCUACAUUGACUACGGCAACACCAGCAUUGUGAAUGCGUCAGAUUCUUAUAUCAUUCCUUCCAUGUUCUGGAGCCUCGGGCCAAGAUGUCGGCCAUUUAAGAUAAUUGGAUCUUGUCCGGAUAAUCUGAAUGAGUUAGAAUCGGAAGUGAUUAGCUGUAAAGUUAUUUCUUCUGCGUCUUCGACUGAGAGUUUCAUGACUGAAAUUACGAUCAUUGAUAAAUGAACGUAGGAAUGGAUUUUACUUCAUGGAGGAAUCUUGGCUCUUGCAUGUAGUGAUGAGAAAAAAAUUAUCCCACCAUUUUGCACCAUCGCUCCUGCCAUCAGAGAUUUGAUCUGAUCCUCGCCACGGGGAAGUUGCCAUUGUGUCACUGCGUUAUAACAGGAUCAGCAUUUAUUUUAUUGUGUUACAACUAAUGAAAAAAAAAAUUCCCCUGAUAGCAGUUACGUACACUAUGAUAACUAUAAAUGUUACACAUGGAGGUACUUUUAAGAUCAUGGCAAUGGAUGUUUUGGUGUCAUAAAUCCUAGAUACAUGCAUUAUUCACAGAACAUUUUGUUUUCAAAAUCGUGACUAGCGAUAUUUCUAGUCAACUGAAAAUUGAUUAGUAACUUACGUUUUAAAAUUGUGUAGCAAUCUCUGAAUCUUGCAUAGCAAAUCAUAACGCAAUAUUGAAAAAGAUUUUCUCUGCUAUUACCAGUUACUUAUAAUGAUUCAGUAUAUGUAUUAUGAUACAACGUACCUGUACCAAUACACAGGUAAUUUCCAUACCUCAAGCAGGGUUUAAGCUGUCAUUCUCCUAAUUGCCAAAUAUGAAUUAAAGUUAAUUUUGGCGAAUAUAUUUCAUUGUUAAUUCACCAAAAUACUAAUUCGAAAAUCGCAUUCCCUUUGUAGAUAAAUCAUCAUUUCGACUGUUUGGCUAAUUGAAACUGUUGAAUUUGGCUACAGAUUUAAUGACCGAAUUCAACAAAUUGCAAUAAUAUUUUGAAUCCAGCUUUAACUCCGCUCAAAUUUGUUGCUAGUCAAACACCCCAAUCUCAUAGAUUUACGAGCAGUUUUCUUAACUGUGUUCAUAGAUGUGGAGAAAGGAAGGGCCUGCCAUUGUUAAAUAAGCGUCGGUACACUAAGUGAUUGUUAUAUUUUAUGUUUAAAUAAAUAACUUUAACAUAUA
This is a messenger RNA of Gigantopelta aegis, 3367 nucleotides long. RefSeq lists its product as uncharacterized. Gene Ontology annotation, cellular component: cytosol. The record is from RefSeq and is a predicted model, not a curated record. Gene Ontology annotation, molecular function: mRNA binding; zinc ion binding. The transcript has 20 exons. The coding region runs from base 52 to 2421 and encodes 789 amino acids. Lineage: Eukaryota; Metazoa; Mollusca; Gastropoda; Neomphalida; Peltospiridae.